CUCUUCCUCCUCGCGGUCGCGGCCGGACGGAGGGUGGAGGGCCCUGCGCCUGCGCGGAGCUGGAGUCCGGCUGGGCCGCAGCCGCUGGGAGACCGGCGGUUGCCGUGGGGACCGGUCGGGCCCCUCCCUCCUCCGGUCCCCCGCCCCAGGUCCUUCCCCACCGAGACGCGCCGGCGGACCGCGGGCGAGUGCAGCCGGUGACCCGGCGAGAGGCGGCGCCGCUCCCAAGAUGUCGCAGACGGCCAUGUCCGAAACCUACGAUUUUUUGUUUAAGUUCUUGGUUAUUGGAAAUGCAGGAACUGGCAAAUCUUGCUUACUUCAUCAGUUUAUUGAAAAAAAAUUCAAAGAUGACUCAAAUCAUACAAUAGGAGUGGAAUUUGGUUCAAAGAUAAUAAAUGUUGGUGGUAAAUAUGUAAAGUUACAAAUAUGGGAUACAGCAGGACAAGAACGAUUCAGGUCCGUGACGAGAAGUUAUUACCGAGGCGCGGCCGGGGCUCUCCUCGUCUAUGAUAUCACCAGCCGAGAAACCUACAAUGCGCUUACUAAUUGGUUAACAGAUGCCCGAAUGCUAGCGAGCCAGAACAUUGUGAUCAUCCUUUGUGGAAACAAGAAGGACCUGGAUGCAGAUCGUGAAGUUACCUUCUUAGAAGCCUCCAGAUUUGCUCAAGAAAAUGAGCUGAUGUUUUUGGAAACAAGUGCGCUCACAGGGGAGAAUGUAGAAGAGGCUUUUGUACAGUGUGCAAGAAAAAUACUUAACAAAAUCGAAUCAGGUGAGCUGGACCCAGAAAGAAUGGGCUCAGGUAUUCAGUACGGAGAUGCUGCCUUGAGACAGCUGAGGUCACCGCGGCGCGCACAGGCCCCGAACGCUCAGGAGUGUGGUUGUUAGGAGAGCACACAGGUGUUCAUACAGUGGCAUUUGGGACACAAUCGUUGGAACCUGAAGAAUCUGAAGUUUUUUUUACCACCAUCUUUUUCUACUCUGUAUGGAAGUAGAUCUUUAUGGGGAAAAGAGAAUUUGGGGUGUUCUGCAAGCCAGUCAAAGUGGCACAGCAAAUCAUAUAAAUCGAAUUAAAUGGACAACACCGUUAGAUGUGUAUGUAAAAAUUUUCUGUUUCAUAUUUUUCCUUUCACUUUCGGUUUAAAACAUGCUAUAUGUACUGUAUGUCCUGUAGCCCAGUGCGGCUCCACAGCAUGGAAUCUGAUGUAUGAUAUGAUAGAAUGUGGCACUAAAUGCAGUUUCAGAUUUUAUUUUUUUUAAUCAUAUGAACUAAAAUUGUCAAUUGUGAGGUGUGCUUUUCUCAUCAUGUUGGUUAUAUUGCACAAUUGGUUAUAUUUAUGACCUGAUAUUCAAAGACUCUGGCAUUGAUAGCCAGUGUGUUUUCUUAUUUAACUCCGUUUACUACAUUCUACAUGGUGUUUACGUGAUCCACACUUGAAAUACUAGAUCAGUAGACAUUCACUAAUAUACCAAAAUAAAAUGAAAAAUUGAGUUUUUCCGUGAACUUUAUACUGUCCAGCUCUGUUGAUUUUAAAGCCUCUUCAUCCAGGUCAGUUCAGGAAGUAUAUCUGGAGUACCUGCUCUGUUUUUGGCUGUGAGACUAGCACUAAGGAUUCUGGUACCUUUACCCAAACCUACUGGGCUACUAAUACUUCUCUCAGCAGUUGAUCAAAUACAAUAGACCAUGUAAGCUGGGGCCGCUCAUCCACUUCCAGUUUGCUGGUCUCCCUGCUAGAAAACACAUUGUACUGUGCUUUUUCUGGAAUUCAGUAUAAUGGCAUCACUGCCUGUUUUUCACAUCUUUUGUUUCCUGUUCAUUUUAAGGAAACCUACUAAAUCCAGUUAAUAUUAAAUGGACACCACUCAUUAAGAAAUUUCUUUAUGGCUUCUGCUGAAUACUUAAAUGCCUUACUACAGUUAUCCAGUUGACAUGUUUUUAAUUCAUAUAAGGUAUAUUGGGUAUAUUGAAGUAUAUAUUGUAUUACAAAGACUUGUUCUUGUAUUUUAAAAUGUCAGUGCAAAAAAUAUAUGGUGGAACCUUUCUUUAAAGUUGAAAUGCAGUAUUAUUUAAAUCUGAAAGGUUAAAAAGCUUUCUUCACCUUAUAUAUGUUCUUCCACUGUGACUUUUUAGUUGAAGACUAGUAAAUUAACUUUUAGUUAGAAGAUGCCUACUGCUUUUGUUGUUUAUUUUAAUCAGCAGAGCACAGAGACACAUAAAAACUCUGGGAAAUGACUAGGAUAAAAAUAUCAGUAUGUAUCUGUUUUAGAUAUUUUGAGUUUUGCUUUUUUUAUGCCUUGAAUAUUUUAUUUCAAAAAGUAUCUGAAGCAAAUUCUCAGACUGAACUACUUCUUAGACCUCACUGUAAGAAUAUUUUAUUCAAUGUCUCAUUUAUGAUAGAUUUGCAAGCUGCUCAUUUUUGAACAGCUUUUUGCAUGGGAUAGGAGCAUGUCUAUUCUAACACAUCAGCUUAUUCAAAAGCAAGAAUUUUAAAAAUAAGAUAAAUGUAAAGUUGUUUUAUAAACGAUCCUGUUAAUUAAACCACAGACACCAUAUAUCCUUCUGCAUCCUUUGGCCAAUAAAAGUUGCUGGAGAACCAAACCAUGGUGGUUCUUAAUCAGGCUUUGCCUUUAGGGAGAAUGAGGAGGAGAGAUAAUUGGGUAUUGUUCAGGCUAGUAAUAAAUGUCAUGUUUCUAUUUCCCGCAACUCAUUAAGUUUUCAGGAAGCUCUUAAUUUAGAUUUCUAGGAAAGUAAUUAUUCAGUCUUCCUAGAAAAAGAUUAUAAAGACCAUUUAAACUGGAGAUUGUAAUUUAUUCUUUUACAGUCCAGCAUUUAAGUGAAAAUGAGAACAUCACAAUUUGGGAAUCUGUAAUGGUUUUGUUGAAAACAUUACUUGUGGCUUGUAUAAGAGUGGCUGAAUUCAAGAACAUUGAUUCUUAGCAGAUCAAUAAUAGUAUUUAAAGAAUCUGAUGCUAAAAUUAGAAACCUAAA
Molecule: messenger RNA, 2987 nt
Organism: Homo sapiens (human)
Lineage: Eukaryota; Metazoa; Chordata; Mammalia; Primates; Hominidae
Gene: RAB4A
Product: RAB4A, member RAS oncogene family
Exons: 8
Coding region: 230-886 (218 amino acids)
Biological process (GO): Rab protein signal transduction; neurotransmitter receptor transport postsynaptic membrane to endosome
Cellular component (GO): membrane; early endosome membrane; cytoplasmic vesicle membrane
Molecular function (GO): GTPase activity; G protein activity; GTP binding
Source: RefSeq, marked reviewed